AGCUUGAGGUUUUGGUUCUGUUUCGUUUUUUGGUUGCAGUCAUCAUGGGAGGGAAACUAGAAGAACAAUACAGCGAACCAGAAACCCUAGAAAUCAACAAGAAGAAAAAGAAGGAAAAGAAGAGCAAAAGGAAAAACAUAGAAGAUGAAGAAGAAAUUGAAACCUUAGAAGUGGAAAAGAGUAAUAAAAAAGAGUCAAAUAAGAAGAAUAAGAAGAAGAAAUCAAAUGAAGAGAAGAAUGAAAUUAAUGUUGUUGUUGUUGAGGAAGAGAUGAAAAAAGAGAGUGUAGCUAAAAGUGUAGUUGUAUCGGGAAAUAAUAGUAAAGAUUUGAAGUAUAAGCCUUUGAGUUCUUUCAGUGAAACCAGAUUAACUGACGAAGUACUUGAAUGCUGUAAAACAUUUAGUAAACCCUCUCCUAUUCAAGCUCAUGCUUGGCCUUUCCUAUUAGAUGGUCGGGAUCUUAUUGGUAUCGCUGCUACUGGUUCAGGGAAAACUUUGGCAUUCGGGAUUCCAGCUCUCAUGCAUAUUCUGCAGAAAGGGAAAAACCAAGCAUCUAAAAGAAAAAAUCCUCUUUGUCUUGUAUUGUCACCCACAAGGGAGCUAGCUCAACAAAUUGCAGAUGUUCUUUGUGAGUCUGGAAAGCCAUGUGGUGCAAAGUCAGUUGUCGUGUAUGGAGGAACAUCUAAAGGACCUCAAAUAUCUGCUUUAAAGUCGGGAGUUGACAUUGUUAUUGGAACUCCUGGUCGCUUGAGGGAUCUGAUUGAUUCGGGAUUUUGUUGUCUAAACGAAGUGUCUUUUGUGGUUCUGGAUGAAGCAGAUAGAAUGCUUGACAUGGGGUUUGAACCCGAAGUUCGUGCCAUAUUGAGCCAGACAAGCUCUAAUCGCCAGAUGGUUAUGUUCAGUGCAACUUGGCCUCCUUCUGUAUAUCAGUUGGCUCAAGAGUUCAUGGAUCCAAAUCCUGUUAAGGUGGUUGUGGGAUCUGAGGAUUUGGCUGCCAACCACGAUGUUUUGCAGAUAGUAGAGGUUUUGGAUGAUAGAGCGCGUGAUGCACGUUUGACCACUUUGUUAGAGAAGUAUCACAAGUCGAAAAGUAACAGAGUUUUAGUGUUUGUGUUGUACAAGAAGGAAGCAUCUCGUGUGGAAAGCAUGCUCCAAAGGAAGGGCUGGAAGGUUGUUUCUGUACAUGGAGAUAAAGCUCAGGGUGAGCGUACAAGAUCACUUGCAUUAUUCAAAGAUGGAACAUGCCCAUUAAUGAUAGCUACUGAUGUAGCUGCUCGAGGAUUGGAUAUUCCUGAUGUUGAAGUAGUGAUCAACUACAGCUUUCCUCUUACCACUGAGGACUAUGUUCACAGAAUAGGGAGAACUGGCCGAGCUGGUAAAAAGGGUGUGGCUCAUACUUUCUUCAUGCACGAAAACAGGGGUCUCGCUGGGGAGUUGGUGAAUGUUCUUAGAGAAGCUGGACAGGUUGUGCCUGAAUCCCUUAUGAAGUUUGGCACUCAUGUGAAGAAAAAGGAAUCUAAGCUCUAUGGAGCCCACUUCAAGGGAAUUAGUGCAGAUGCUCCAAAGGCGACAAAGAUCACCUUCGACAAUUCAGAUGAAGAUUGAUUGCAUCUUCUGCAAACAGCAAAACUGCAAAAGCUCCCAUCCUGCUUCACUUUCGGUGUCGGAUGAAUGCCAAAUAGUGGUUUGUUUGAGAUAAAUCAGUAAGUGUUGGUCUUUGUCUACUGGAAGCAAUUUAAAAUGAAAGUUGAGCCUGAGAAUCUUCUGUGCCUCAGCAACUAGAAUGCUCCAUAUAGGUUAUUUGUUUAACAAUUUUUUCUGUGAUGAUUUGUUCCUAUAGUCUCUAAAGGGCAUCAGCUAGUAGCUGUAAAAACUCAUAAUGGGAAAAUGAAUCUUAUUCAUGUUCGACCUAAUUUAUGUAUUAUGGAGAAAAUUUUGCUAAAUCUUAUAUAAGCUUAUGCCAAGUCGUGGUUCCAGAAA
Molecule: messenger RNA, 1979 nt
Organism: Papaver somniferum (opium poppy)
Lineage: Eukaryota; Viridiplantae; Streptophyta; Magnoliopsida; Ranunculales; Papaveraceae
Product: DEAD-box ATP-dependent RNA helicase 5-like
Exons: 13
Coding region: 45-1604 (519 amino acids)
Biological process (GO): rRNA processing
Cellular component (GO): nucleolus
Molecular function (GO): RNA binding; RNA helicase activity; ATP binding
Source: RefSeq, a predicted model, not a curated record